Messenger RNA from Hemisphaericaspora subhashii, 2361 nucleotides. It is a transcript of the gene ATG9, whose product is annotated as autophagy protein. Gene Ontology annotation, cellular component: autophagosome; phagophore assembly site. The transcript has 3 exons. The record is from RefSeq and is a predicted model, not a curated record. Gene Ontology annotation, biological process: protein localization to phagophore assembly site; autophagy of mitochondrion. NCBI's taxonomy places the organism in Eukaryota, Fungi, Ascomycota, Pichiomycetes, Serinales, Debaryomycetaceae. Bases 1 to 2361 code for a protein of 786 amino acids.
AUGUCUUCAUAUGAUCCAUACAAAGAAGGUGAUCCAUCACUGUCGAGACGAGAUAUGUCUGAGAACAACAACAGCAACGCACAAUCAGAUAACAACAACUUUUCAAUAAACGCGACUAAUCAGAAUGAUACUUUCUUAUCGCGGAUCUUUGGGUUGAAUUCCAUUUAUAAUCAACUACAAGAGAACUACCAAUACUAUGAUCCAGAGUUUGAAAGUACAUAUCAGCAACAACAACAGGUCCGACUGCAGAUUACGAAUGAAGAAGAAGGACCUGUAGGUGGUAGGGAAGAGGAUGAUGAAUCGUUAUUACCGAAACUGCUGCAGAUUCCCAUAAUUGAGAAUAAUGAAGAUAUUUCUAAGAAGAAAGGAGCAGGAAGCUUACUUGAUUCAGAAUCUGAUUCAGAUUUGUCUUCAUCUGAAGAAGGAUCCUAUAUAAGACCAAAUCAAGCUGAUUUGGAACAGGUCAUCCCUCCAAAAGAGAGGGCAUUGUAUCUUUGGGCAAAUAUCACAAAUAUGGAUGAAUUUUUGAGUGAUGUUUAUUAUUAUUAUCGUGGGAAGGGCAUAGUUAAUAUUGUUUUGACUCGAGUUAUAGAUUUAUUAAUCCUUGUUUUCAUUUUGUUCUUUACUGUAUUUGUCAAAUGGGGAGUUAAUUAUGAUUUAUUUAUGGAAAGCAUGGGGAAAGAAGGUAAACAUAUGACAUUGAGUGAUUUGAUAAUACCAGGAUAUUUGAGUCAAGUACCCCUAGUUGUAAAAUUCUUUUUGUUUGGUUUCGGAUUAUAUGUGGUUCUAAGAGUAAUUCAAACUUAUUUCGACUACAAUUAUAAACUCAAAGAAGUUAGGAAUUUUUAUUAUUAUUUGUUGAAUGUCACCGAUGAAGAAUUGAUGACUAUUAGUUGGAAAACUAUAGUGGAAAAAUUAAUGUUAUUGAAGGAUUAUAAUACACUUACAUCAACUCAAGUAGUAGAGAACCACGAUAUCAAUGACCUUUCAUCCAAAGUACGUCUAAAUGCCCAUGACAUAGCCAAUAGAAUAAUGAGACGAGAAAACUAUAUGAUAGCAUUGAUAAACAAAGAUUUAUUUGAUCUUAAUUUAUUCAACCUUCCCUUCAUAAACUCACAAUCAGUACUCACUCGUACCCUUGAAUGGAACUUGAAAUUAUGCAUUGAUAACUUCAUCUACACGCCACAGGGACAAAUAAAUCCUCAGAUCCUAAAGGAUUACAAUAGAAAUCAAAUGGCUCCUCUUGAAUGGAGGUCUAAACUCCAAUUAUCCAUCGGUCCAGCCAAUACCUACAUCAACCAAUUCCCACGAGGGUUUCUUGCUAUCAAUAUCCUGAAAUUGAUCAAUUUUGUCGCAGGGGCGAUUAUGGCCAUAUUAGUGAUUAUGGGAGUUUGGUUUGAGGAUGAACUGCAUUCAUUUUGGUCAUUUGAGAUUACUGAAGGAAGAUCAACCUUGUUUUAUAUAAGUAUUUUCGGGACAAUUUGGGCCAUAACCUCAAGUCUGACACCUAAUGUCAAUAAUGAAUCGGGUCAUUCGUUUGUAUAUGACCCCGAGGCUAGUUUGAGAUAUGUUUCUCAAUUUACGCAUUAUUUGCCAAGUAGGUGGAACAAGAAAUUGCAUACUAUUGAAGUUAAGAAUGAGUUUUGUGAUUUAUAUUCUUUGAAGAUUAUUAUCAUUUUGAAUGAGAUUUUUAGUUUGGUGUUGACACCGUUUAUUUUAUGGUUUAAGGUGUCUGCAAGUAGUGGUGCUAUUAUUGAUUUUUUUAGAGAGUAUAGUAUUCAUGUUGAUGGGUUGGGAUAUGUUUGUUAUUUUGCUAUGUUUAAUUUUGAAGAGAAGGAUAAGAAUAUGAUGAGUGACUUGAAUAAACGUAAGAAGACAAAGAAACAACAGAAACGGAGAAAGAAGAAUAAACAAAGAAUCCAAGAUUCAACCAAUCUGGUAGAAUUGAAUAAACUUUCCAAGAGUGAUGAUAAUGGUAGUUCUAGUGAAGAAAGUGACGAUUCGGUGAAUUACUUAUCCUAUCAACAAGAUGAUAAGAUGAUUAAAUCAUACAUGUAUUUCUUGGAGAGUUAUGGUGGCACAAAGGCUCCACAACCACAACUGAGAAUGAAAUCAAAAUCGCGCACACCAAAUCAACCGCAGUCAUUAGCACGACCUGUUGUCCAUGCUGAGCCUUCUCCUAGCUUCUUGUAUGAGCAACAACAGUACCAGGAUCAAGAUCAGGAUCAGUUGGGUGAUUCGUUUAAUAAUUUUCACUAUGGAUUUGAGGAUAGUGGAUUGCUUAGGGAUGAUGUUGCAACUGGUAGUAGGAAAAAACCACCACAAAACCCUUACGAAUUAGUUAAAAUAUUCGUUCUGUAA